CAGUUUGCAUUCAUAUUGCACACUAAACAAUUAUUGUAAGGGACAAAGAAAGAAAUCAACAAAUGGAUGGGAGAGAACAACAUUUUCAAUCUCUGAGCAUUUGCCGAAGGCUCUACAACAUCAUCUCGAGAAGCCUAGCCUAUCAAACCGUCAAGACUGUCACUUUAGGCCCUCCAAUGAAGCAAGGCUUAGCCCAACUGCACGAUGAAUCAAUGCCUCAAAAAACUUCGGGAAGGACACCAGAAGAGGAAACACAUGAAGCAGCAACAAUUGCACAGCAAGCAAAACCUCCAAAGAAAACGGUUAGCAUAUGUGACAGGGUAGAGGAUAUGGAGAAAGCUAUGAAGUUAAGACGAAGGAGCAAAUCGUUUGAAAAGUUGAACUGGUUAGAGCUAGAAAAAGAGGAGCUAAAACAAAAACCUUUAAGAUCAAUUCUGAAGGUUGGUUCUGGUUUGAGCAAGAAGAUGGCACAUAUUUGUGAAUCUUAACUACAUCAACUCAAGGCCUUAUAGGGUUGUGUUACUUCUCUCUGUUGUAACUUGUAAGUGUAAAUAUACAAUGUAACCAAAUGCGCUCAUGCUACAGUUCUUCAACUAGCUAGCACAG
Prunus mume (Japanese apricot) is the source of this 606-nucleotide messenger RNA. RefSeq lists its product as uncharacterized. The record is from RefSeq and is a predicted model, not a curated record. Lineage: Eukaryota; Viridiplantae; Streptophyta; Magnoliopsida; Rosales; Rosaceae.